AUGUCAGUAUUUCCCCCUGCAGAGAUCCAAGAGAUCCUUGACGAAGUGACGUCGCUCUUGAAGUCCCGGAAUGAGACGGUCUCCGUAGCAGAGACAGCCGCGGGUGGCUUGAUAAGCAGCUCGCUACUCACAGCGGCCGGCGCCAGCGCGUACUACAAGGGCGGCCUGACUCUCUAUACACUGCCGUCGCGGAUUGCGUACGCAGGCUGGACCCAGGAGAGUACCAAGGGAUACAAAGGACCGACGACGGAUAUUGUAAGCGGCAUGGCAAAGCAUGUUCGCAAAGACUUGGGCAGCACAUACACAAUAUCGGAAAGUGGCACAGCUGGCCCGACUGGUGGUGACACGCCAAAUCGUACGCCUGGUUAUAUCGCUCUUGCAGUAGACUCGGACAAAGGGACCUUUGUGAGGGAGUUGAACACGGGUCUUGGCAAUGAUAGGACUGCCAACAUGGUGAGAUUUGCCGUGGAGGCACUGAAGCUGCUCAGAGAUGUCAUGACGGACCAAGCCAAACUCUAG
This is a messenger RNA of Pestalotiopsis fici W106-1, 519 nucleotides long. RefSeq lists its product as uncharacterized. Bases 1 to 519 code for a protein of 172 amino acids. NCBI's taxonomy places the organism in Eukaryota, Fungi, Ascomycota, Sordariomycetes, Amphisphaeriales, Sporocadaceae. The record is from RefSeq and is a predicted model, not a curated record. The transcript is spliced from 2 exons.